Molecule: messenger RNA, 6400 nt
Organism: Notolabrus celidotus (New Zealand spotty)
Lineage: Eukaryota; Metazoa; Chordata; Actinopteri; Labriformes; Labridae
Gene: dlgap1b
Product: discs, large (Drosophila) homolog-associated protein 1b
Exons: 12
Coding region: 549-3281 (910 amino acids)
Biological process (GO): signaling
Cellular component (GO): postsynaptic specialization; glutamatergic synapse
Molecular function (GO): molecular adaptor activity
Source: RefSeq, a predicted model, not a curated record
GCGAGUCAACAACAAUAACCGCCUGCUUUAAAUUAUUAGGACUAUAACUCAUGGUAAAUUUAGUUGGAAUUGUUGAAAUAUUUGUCAUAAAUGUGUGAAAUCUCUAACUCUGGUGACAGGACCGUUUGGAGAAUCCAGACAGCAGACUCCAUGUCGGUGUUUCCCUCCCUCCAUCCAUGUGAAGCGCUGUUUCAUACGUUCAGUGAUGCCUCUGCAGCCCUCAGACGGAGCGAUACAGGAAGAUACUACAGUGUGUGGGACCCUACCAUCCAAGUGACGUCCUGUAUGAUCACCUCGAUUUGUUUUAUUCACCAGGCAAAGAGGCAAUUUCAACUCAAAUCAGAGGAUUACUUUGGAGGCGAUUCUCGGACUGACAGUUUACUGUGUUGACAAGGUGGAGAAAUGUGCAGCCACGGAGGACGAGGAGCCUGGAAUUAAGCACAGGAGAGAAAAGAUGUCGAAGAUGAGACAAUAAAGGAAGAGCUAGUUUUGGGGCCUGUGCGGACUUCCUGCGGCAGCAGUUGGAUGUGCGCGUCAAUCUGGCCACGAUGACGAUGAAAGGCCUUUCCAGCAGCCGCAGUCACCACCAUGCGGUGACCUGCGACCCAUCUUACGACUCCAUGACCCUGGGGCACUCGGAUCGUCGGUCCUACUUCCUCAACCCUGGUGAGGCUCAUUCUGGUGACCACUCCUGCUACACCCAGCGCCCCAAUUCUUUCCAGUCUGAGUGCAGUGCCUACCCUGAUCUGGCCAGCUGCACCUUUCCUCGCAGACAUUAUAGCUCCCACCAUGAGCUGAAAGACGAGUGCAGCGCUGUGGUGCCUUACACGGGGCCAACAGGGAUCAGUAAGGGAGGAGGAGGAGGGGGUAACAACAACAACCAUAUUCCCUCAAACCUGCUGGAGCAGUUUGAACGCCAGGCACCAGUGCGACGUGAAGGCUACCACACACUGCAGUACAAACGCACCGCAGUAGAACACCAACGUAGUGACAGCCCAGGUCGGAUCCGCCAUCUCGUUCACUCCGUCCAGAAGCUUUUCACAAAGUCGCACUCUCUGGAAGGACCCUCGGGGUCUGCUGGAGGAGGCAGUGGGAGGAUGAAUGGCAGCAAAUCCAGUCCUGAUGAUCCACCUUCCUCUUCUGGCACCUUGAAGCACAGUAAACGCAGUAAGAGCAAAGACCGCUCAAAGUCAGAGCCUAAGAUGCGCUCUGCCAUUUCAGGCUACUGGAGCUCAGACGACACUCUGGACCGGGAGAUGUGCCUCUACCACCACCACCAUGGAGGAAGCAGUGGAGGCCUGCCUACCGGAGUCAUGACGAUGGGGCGCCACCCGGACAAAUCCCAGUCGCAGUACUUCAUGGAGUCCUACAACACCAUCAGCGCCCACUCUCUGAAGACAUCACGCAGUAACAACGACGUCAAGUGUUCAACUUGCUCCGGGGGCAGCACCGGGGCCAUGCAGCUGGUCCCCCUAGAUGGCCAGAUGCAGCUGAAGAAGAGCUCCUGGUCCUCAACUCUGACGGUGAGCAGAGCAAGAGAGGUCUACCAGAAGGCCUCAGUCAACCUAGAUAAAGCUCUAGUGAAAGCCGAGCAGGGACGCACCUGCCACUUCCUCCAGGUGCCUCAGGACGACUGGAACAGUUUUUCUCCGCUGGGAAAGGAUGACGAGAUUCCAUGCAGGCGAAUGCGCAGCGGCAGCUACAUCAAAGCCAUGGCAGAGGACGACAGCGGCGACUCGGACUGCAGCCCCAAACCCUCGCCCAAGGUCCAGGCUCGACGAGCCAGCUACCUGAAGGCCACACAGCCGUCCCUGACAGAGAUGACCACGCUUCAGAUUUCCACCGAGCACUCGCCCAAGCUACAGAUCCGGAGUCACAGCUAUCUGCGGGCGGUGAGCGAGGUGGAGGUGAACGGGCAGAUUGAGGCGGUGUGUGAGUCAGUGUUCAGUGAGAUGGAGUCGCAGGCGGUGGAUGCCCUGGACCUGCCCAUGCCCGGCUGCUUCCGCAUGCGGAGCCACAGCUACGUGCGUGCCAUAGAGAAAGGCUGCUCGCAGGAGGAGGAAGAGGCAGGGGUCACGGUGGGCAAGAGGAGGACCCACUCACCCCCGCGUACCGCCACCACCGUCAGAACCAUCCAAAGCAGCACAGUGUCAUCAUGCAUCACCACAUACAAGAAAACACCGCCCCCAGUCCCACCACGGACCACCCCGUCCAAACCCUUCAUCUCCAUCACGGCCCAGAGCAGCACCGAGUCGGCUCAGGAUGCCUACAUGGACGGCGGCUCGGGCCAGCGGACAGGCAUGUCCUCCCAGCCGGGCCUGUCCAACUCCACAGAGAGCAUCGACAGCAUGAAGGCCCUGACUGCAGCCAUUGAGGCUGCUAACGCUCAGGUGCACGGACCCGCCAGCCAGCAUGUCACCAAUAGCACCAUCACCAUCACCGCCACAGCCACCACCUCCGCCGUUGCUCACGUCUCCGCUGACAGCAAAGCGCAGAGGGAAGCACUCCGAAAGUGCCUCUCCAUAGGGAUCCAGGUGGAUCCAGAUGAAGGAGGGCCGACUGUGGAGCAGUCUAAAUUCCAGUCCAUAGGAAUUCAAGUGGAGGAUGAGCGAUGUUACCGCAGGAUGACCCGCUCCAACAGCGUAACCACGGCCGUGCAAGCUGAUCUCGACGACCCGUCAGAAGCUCCGGCUCCUCUGCCUCGCUACUGCGCCACCAUGCCCCGCCAGCACUCCCGUGACGCUGCCACUUCCACUGUCAGCAUCCAGGGCUCAGGGAACCACUACCACGCCUGUGCUGCAGACGACUACGGGGAGGUGGGCUUCGACCCCUCAAUCUUGCCCCCCCCGGACCCGUGGAUGGACAGUGUGGCAGAGCCAGAUGUGGACACAUUGAUGGAUGCCAUCGCUCCCUCAGUGUGCCCCCGUGACGGCCGCUGGUUCCUCAAGCUGCUGCAGGCCGAGACGGAGCGUAUGGAUGGGUGGUGCAGACAGAUGGAGCACGAUGAGCUGGAGGUUGAGCUGCCUGAUGAGGUCCUGGGGAAGAUCCGCAGUGCAGUGGGGAGUGCCCAGCUGCUGAUGUCCCAGAAGUUCCAGCAGUUCCGGGAGCUGUGUGAGGAGAAUCUGAACCCAAAUGCACAUCCCCGGCCCGUCUCCCAGGACCUUGCCGGCUUCUGGGACAUGCUCCAGCUAUCCAUCGAGAACAUCAGCCUGAAGUUUGAUGAACUUCACCAACUCAAAGCCAACAACUGGAAACCUCUGACUCCACCAGAAAUUCAGUGAGCUGCUUUUGAGAAGCUUCUCUACCUGCCAUGCACCGUUGGGGCCUGUCCACCUCCAAUGGUCACUUUUACCUCACGCAAUGGCCUCCCUCACACAAAUGGCUGCCACUGUGAACCAUAACCUCAUUCAGACUUGCAUGCUCUCAGACGCUACAUCGCACUUUCUAACCCUACCAGAGCUGGCUGCGUUUUUUCUUGCUCCUGACUUUGUUUUGCUGCAGCUUUUGACACGCAGUUCACAUCAUUAAAGACUGUUUAUCAUCUAUGUCCAGGAGAGAAGGAUGCCUCCUCCCGUGCCAAAGAAGCCCCAGAAGGGCCACCCUCCCCUGGCUAGGGACCGCUCGCUGGAAAGCUCCGAGCGCCAGCGUCUGGAGGCUCGCAAACGCCUGCUUGCUGCCAAACGUGCUGCAUCGGUCCGGCAGAGCUCUGCCACCGAGAGUGCAGACAGUAUCGAGAUCUAUAUCCCCGAGGCUCAGACCAGACUAUGAGACACACAAACGCACACACACACGAAUCUCCAAUACACUCUCCCAUCCAGGCAAUAGCACUGAACGAUAAGGCUAGGGUGCUAACAUAACAUAAUCACUCUUUUUGCAGACUUCAGAUCACUGUGGAGUCAAAGUGAAAGUUGUUUGAAACAAGAAAUGUACAUUUUUCAGUAUUUAUUUAUUUAUUUCCCACCCCUCCACCCCUCCUUCCCUCUUCUUUCCCCGUCCCAGCUUUGAUGUAGCAGCCUCCUCUCUUCCUGUACCUCCACUCGUCCCCCUCUCUCACAGACAUGUAUCUGAAGACUCCCUUUUUUUAAAGUGACCUGAUGUAACAAAGAAAGCCAGUUGUAGCACAGUUGUGAUGCUUCACGUUUGUGUGUUUCAGAGAUUUCACAGGGAAACAGGGAGGACCAUGCAUGUGCAUGUGGAGUGUGUGUGUGUGUGUGUGUGUGUGUGUGUGUGUGUGUGUGUGUGUGUGUGUGUGUGUGUGUGUGUGUGUGUGUGUGUGUGUGUAUGUGUGUGUGUGUGUGUGUGUGCGUGCGUGUGUGUGUGUGUGUACUGUAUCUACAUGCAAACACAUAACAAGUGAUGCAUUUGAUCCAUUUUGGAUCAAUUGUGUCAAAUAAAUGGAAGAGACCAGACAGAUGUAUUGACUCAUAUUAGAUAUUUAUUAUUUAAUCAAGCUAUUUUUGUAUUGAUGAAAAAGCCCAUGAUCUGACUUUAAAACACAUUAGACUGUGUAAGUUUAUCAUUUAUUUUUGGAGUUUAACAUUAGAGAAAAGACCAGACAAGGAAACUUCAGUGUCAGUUGGUGACACAGUCCGCCCUCUGUCUUAGAAAAACGGGUCUUUUCAGCAGCAGGAAAGGUCAAAGUUCAGAUUUUGCUCCUCCAGGUGAGGCAGGAGCAGCUUCCAGAGUUCUGCAGAGUGAAGUUCACUGAAGGAAAUCACAGUUCAAAAAAUGCCACAAAACCUACUCUGUGUGUUUGAGAGAGAGAUAGAGAGAAAGAGAGAGUGUAUAUGUUGAACAGUUCAGAUGUUUGUUUCAAAAGUGCUUCCUAUUUUUCUAGGUCUGAAGGGUCCUAGUUUUAAUUGAAUUUCAAAGUAGCAGUAUCAACAAACUGUAAACAAACCACCCAUAUUGUCUCAUUUGAAACUGAGCAACUUGUUUGUAUAGAGAACAUUCAGUAUAAUGACAUGACAUGCAUGCUAACACAAACUAACUGAUACUUUUUGUCUUUUCUAAACAGGUUGAAUCCUUUCUCACGUUGCGUUCAGAGUCUCUGGUGUUACAGACAAACACUCAAACACUGAUCUUUGGUACAAUACUGGUAGUUGUACUCUAUUUUAAUAUGUCGUUUUUAGUCAGGAGGUUUAUCGUCAGUAUGGGACAUAAAGGGACUCUGAAAAGGGACUAUUUUCUCCUCACUGUGUGUGCACUAUCUCUGCCUCCAAAUGAAGCAAUUAUUUCAACAGAAAAUACAAUUUGUAAUAUUUUGUAUCCAUGUUUAAUUUAUUGAUUAGAACAAUGACUGUUUACUGACAUUGUGAUUAUUAUUAUGCACUGACAACAAGGCCCUUAUACUGUGUUUCUGUUACAGUGUUUCUUUUUGCAUGACAGGCACUUUUUUGUCUCUUCUGUUUCGGUGAUCAGCCUUAAUUUCUGAUACGAUAGUCGAGCACAACAGCAGUCUCAGGGGAAGAAGUGUGUGAGUGAGUGAGUGUGUGUGUGUGUGUGUGUGUGUGUGUGUGUGUGUGUGUGUGAGAGAGAGAGAGAGAGAGAUAGAGAGAUAGAGCAAGUGUAUGUCAGUGUAUUACCCAUGGCUUUGUCUCCUUACUGUAUAUAACCCUUUGAUCUACAACAAGGGAAGUAUCCACGCCAUCUUUUGAAUUGUGUUGCUGUUGCACAUGUCUGCCCUUAUAGAACUGUAAUUGAACAAGGUAUUUCAGUCAGCUGCUUGAAUGUGGAGACAAUCCUGAGCCGGUUUCUUUUUGUUUUGGUAACAGAGUAGAAGGACUGAGGUGUCCACAUCUCAAGUUUUGUGCCAUUGGAUAGGGAAGGAUUAAUUCCUGCUAUUUGUCCCUGUUGAACAGAAGUUUUUCAUUGUGAAGGAACUCCGGUGAUGAAGUAACAGUUCAGUAUGAUUUAUUUUUCCUUUAGUACGUCCAUCACAUUUUAGAGAGGAUGCAUAAAAGUAACAAUAGUUCAAACUUAAUGCAUUUCUGUAGAUUAAACUAAUUUUAGCCUCUUUUUUUUUUUUUUACCUUGGAACUUGUAGUUGAAUUGUCUGACUUCUUAUUUAUGUUUAUGAUAUUAACAUAUCAAUGUAACACUCCUGAUAUAGCAGGGAGUUAGAAACCAGAAUGUUGGACUGUGGUUCUGUUGCUAAACUCAAAACACACUCCAGCAACUCUGGCAACUCUGAAGCUUGUGAUGUAGUUCUAAAAAGAAGGAACAUUCAAAUAAACAUUUGUACAUAAAUUAAUUGAAUGUUUCCCUAUGUAAAUGUAAACUAAAAACCCUGAUCAGAUAACAUAUUAAGCAGAUAUACAUUUUGUAAUUAAUGUUAUUACACUGUUGAUGUUAUGGCACGUGUAUGAGCUCUUAUCAGCAUUAAAAAAUAUCAUUGCCA